This is a messenger RNA of Gadus macrocephalus (Pacific cod), 2211 nucleotides long. RefSeq names its product galectin-3-binding protein B-like. The record is from RefSeq and is a predicted model, not a curated record. Bases 164 to 1966 code for a protein of 600 amino acids. Lineage: Eukaryota; Metazoa; Chordata; Actinopteri; Gadiformes; Gadidae. Gene Ontology annotation, cellular component: membrane. The transcript has 6 exons.
UUGUGAAACCAGAACAAUGCCAUAUAGGCCUACAUACGCCUAAGCCUGUUUGUUGGGCUUUCAAAGGAGCAGUCAGUCUCUGGCUGAUAAGGAAACGCAACACAAGAACAACUAUCAGUAGGGUAAAACGUUUCUCAGAGCAACAAACAUAGCCGGGAUCACCAUGCUGAUCCACGGGACCCUGCUGUCUGCCUUCGGGAUGUUGCUUCUCCAUGUUUCUCCUCUCAGAUCCGUGAACUCGAGCCUUUACAAAAGCAAGAUCAGGUCGCCAGAGGAGGGGGCUAUACGGUUGGCGGGCUCGAAGACACGCUCCCAGGGCCGGGUGGAGGUCUACCUUCACGGGGAAUGGGGAACCGUGUGUCACAAUGCCUGGGACCUGCCCGACGCGCAGGUGGUGUGUCGUCAGCUGCACUUCAAAGGAGCCGUAUCUGCCGCCGCUGGAGGGACGUUUGGCGAAGGAACCGGACAGAUUUGGCUUGACCAGACGAAGUGUGUUGGCACAGAGAACUCUCUUUCCAACUGUUCCUACAAUGGAUGGGGAUUAAUGGAUUGCUCACACAAGGACGAUGCUGGAGUCAUUUGUGUAGCAGGCACUAGUGCGACAGAGACCUUUGUGGACCAUAUUCUUGAACUGUCUGAGGAUCUUGGGCAACUCUUUGACAGCGAGGAGGGCUGCGACUUCCUGAUCCACGGAUACACUUACACUGGCGAGAACAGAGACGAUGGGCUUUGGGAGAUGGUGGACACAACAGUGUGCGCACACAGGAUGAUUCUCUCACGUUUCCCUGGCUUCAAUGCCCCGACGGACGUAGACCAAAUAUCAAUUCAUCUCACCCAGACGUGCCUUCCUCAUCUACCCAGUUUGAUCAGGUACGUGUACACGCGGAAGCUGGAAGUAUCCAGGACUACCGCCGAGUGUAUCCACCAGUUGGCUUCGCGCUUUGGAAUGAGGAGGUUGAUGGAGGACGCCGGGCGCCUCUUCACCAAGCUUCUCCCUGAGGACCGCUCCUUCCUCACCCAGGUCUCCUUCUACGAGUACUCGGUGGGAGCGGGCGACCGGGUGCUGCAGGAGAACUGUCUCCAGUACAUGGCGUGGAACUUCCAGAAGCUCAGCACCUCCAAGGCCUGGAGCUCUGUGCCAGCAGAACUGCUGCAGGCCCUUCUGUCCCGCUCUGACCUGGUGGUGCCGGGCGAGACCUUCGUCCUGGCAGCGCUGGAGGACUGGGUCUCCCGGGUGAACCGGACGACCAGUGAGGAGCAGCAGGCCGCCUUGUUGGCCCGCGUGCGCUUCCCUAUGAUCCCCUCCAAGGAGCUCAUCAAGCUACGGUACACCUCCGCCCUCUACUCCGCCCAUCCAACUCUGUAUCAGGAGAAAGUCCUGAAAGGGUUCCAGGCUCACUCGCUGCCCUUCGGCACUCUGAAGAACAGCUCCAACUUCCAGGCAGACGACCGGGAUUACCAGCCCAGGAUUUACACCGCCCCCCCGUGGAGCGUUGCUUAUGACCAGAGCGUAGGAACCAUUGGGCGUCCGAUCGACAACCCGUACGACCGGUUUGGUAGGGGUUCACAUCGAGGCAAAAACACCCAGUAUUACAAGAAGCCCAGUCUGCGGACCACUGAACAUCACAGCACACCUGUCCACACCAGCGCUCUCUUCAAUGACAGAAAGGUUGACUGGCAGCUGAACCUCUUCAACGAGCAAAGCGACUGCUCCAGCCGUGGUUUGCUUUGUGAUUCACUGCCUGCGGCCAGAAUGAGAAUGUCCACGCCCAAGUACCAGGACCAGGACCAGGGCAGCAUCCGCUACAGCAACCGGCUGCUGCUUAGCUGCCGAGGAAGAUUCAUCUUCCACAUCGUGGACUUCAAGGAUGAUUUUGCUUAUGUGCCUGCUGGUGCGAAUGUAACAUACCCCUGCCCCAAUGAAGGGUAUAUCUACCACUUUGUGGUGAGGCCCGAAUACAUCUGAGAUGACUGCCCCUCGUGGCGUUGGAGAUGUUGGUGGUUGGGGGUGGUGGUAGAGAUGGUGGUGGAUGUAUGUAGAAUCCCGAGGAGAUUUAACCAGGGAAAGGCUGGUCUGAAAUAGGCCAAACAGCCAUUUUGGAGGUGGGUUCUGAGUGGGCCAGACUGAAUGCUAUACUGGGGGUGAGGGGUGUAUGACAUAACACAGAAUAGAUUACAAAUUCAUUGUUUUUGAAUAAACUUGUCACUGUA